This is a messenger RNA of Homo sapiens (human), 7652 nucleotides long. RefSeq names its product contactin associated protein family member 3B (gene CNTNAP3B). The transcript has 24 exons. The record is from RefSeq and is marked validated. NCBI's taxonomy places the organism in Eukaryota, Metazoa, Chordata, Mammalia, Primates, Hominidae. Gene Ontology annotation, cellular component: membrane. Bases 333 to 4199 code for a protein of 1288 amino acids.
GACUCGCGUUGGUGCCGGCCGCCUCCCGCGCCUAGUGUCCGGGACGCGCCUGAACCUGCCGCCUCCGUGCCUGGGGCGGCGCCGCGCGGCCCCCAGGCUCCCGCGGGGCCGACCUCGGAGACGCAGCUGGGGCCGGGCGCGGCUUGGCGGGAGGGUCUGCAGCGCCGAGGGAGGCUGCCAGUGCGUGAGGAAGAGAGCUAGAGACUGGACAGGGGAGACAGAGCAGCGUCGGAGCCGCGCAGGGGACGGGAGUGAGAGCGGGAGUGAGAGCAGGAACGACGCAGAGCGGCCGUCGCCGUGCCCGGGUCUCAGGGCGCCUGGCUGAAGUGAGCAUGGCUUCAGUGGCCUGGGCCGUCCUCAAGGUGCUGCUGCUUCUCCCCACUCAGACUUGGAGCCCCGUAGGAGCAGGAAAUCCACCUGACUGUGAUUCCCCACUGGCCUCUGCCUUGCCUAGGUCAUCCUUCAGCAGCUCCUCAGAGCUGUCCAGCAGCCACGGCCCGGGGUUUUCAAGGCUUAAUCGAAGAGAUGGAGCUGGUGGCUGGACCCCACUUGUGUCAAAUAAAUACCAAUGGCUGCAAAUUGACCUUGGAGAGAGAAUGGAGGUCACUGCUGUCGCCACCCAAGGAGGAUAUGGGAGCUCUGACUGGGUGACCAGCUACCUCCUGAUGUUCAGUGAUGGUGGGAGAAACUGGAAGCAGUAUCGCCGAGAAGAAAGCAUCUGGGGUUUUCCAGGAAACACAAACGCAGACAGUGUGGUGCACUACAGACUCCAGCCUCCCUUUGAAGCCAGGUUCCUGCGCUUUCUCCCUUUAGCCUGGAACCCCAGGGGCAGGAUUGGGAUGCGGAUCGAAGUGUACGGAUGUGCAUAUAAAUCUGAGGUGGUUUAUUUUGAUGGACAAAGUGCUCUGCUGUAUACACUUGAUAAAAAACCUUUAAAACCAAUAAGAGAUGUUAUUUCUUUGAAAUUUAAAGCCAUGCAGAGCAAUGGAAUUCUACUUCACAGAGAAGGACAACAUGGAAAUCACAUUACUCUGGAAUUAAUUAAAGGAAAGCUUGUCUUUUUUCUUAAUUCAGGCAAUGCUAAGCUGCCUUCUACUAUUGCUCCUGUGACCCUCACCCUGGGCAGCCUGCUGGAUGACCAGCACUGGCAUUCCGUCCUCAUCGAGCUCCUCGACACGCAGGUCAACUUCACCGUGGACAAACACACUCAUCAUUUCCAAGCAAAGGGAGAUUCCAGUAACUUGGAUCUUAAUUUUGAGAUCAGCUUUGGGGGAAUUCUGUCACCCGGAAGAUCACGGGCAUUCACACGUAAAAGCUUUCAUGGGUGUUUAGAAAAUCUUUAUUAUAAUGGAGUGGAUGUUACCGAAUUAGCCAAGAAACACAAACCACAGAUCCUCAUGAUGGGAAAUGUGUCCUUCUCAUGUCCACAGCCACAGACUGUCCCUGUGACUUUUCUGAGCUCCAGGAGUUAUCUGGCUCUGCCAGGCAACUCUGGGGAGGACAAAGUGUCUGUCACUUUUCAAUUUCGAACGUGGAACAGAGCAGGACAUUUGCUUUUCGGCGAACUUCAACGUGGUUCAGGGAGUUUCGUCCUCUUUCUUAAGGAUGGCAAGCUCAAACUGAGUCUCUUCCAGGCGGGACAGUCACCAAGGAAUGUCACAGCAGGUGCUGGAUUAAACGAUGGGCAGUGGCACUCUGUAUCCUUCUCUGCCAAGUGGAGCCAUAUGAAUGUGGUGGUGGAUGAUGACACAGCUGUUCAGCCCCUGGUGGCUGUGCUCAUUGAUUCAGGUGACACCUAUUAUUUUGGAGGCUGCCUGGGCAACAGCUCUGGCUCUGGAUGUAAAAGCCCCCUGGGAGGGUUUCAGGGCUGCCUAAGGCUCAUCACCAUUGGUGACAAAGCGGUGGAUCCCAUCUUAGUACAGCAGGGGGCGCUGGGGAGUUUCAGGGACCUCCAGAUAGACUCCUGCGGCAUCACAGACAGGUGCUUGCCCAGCUACUGUGAGCAUGGGGGCGAGUGUUCCCAGUCGUGGGACACCUUCUCCUGUGACUGUCUAGGCACAGGCUAUACGGGCGAGACCUGCCAUUCCUCUCUCUACGAGCAGUCUUGUGAAGCCCACAAGCACCGAGGGAACCCAUCCGGGCUUUACUAUAUUGAUGCAGAUGGAAGUGGCCCCCUGGGACCAUUUCUUGUGUACUGCAAUAUGACAGCAGACUCCGCGUGGACGGUGGUGCGGCACGGUGGCCCCGACGCGGUGACCCUCCGAGGUGCCCCCAGCGGGCACCCGCUCUCGGCUGUGUCCUUCGCGUACGCAGCGGGCGCGGGGCAGCUGCGGGCCGCGGUGAACCUGGCGGAGCGCUGCGAGCAGCGGCUGGCUCUGCGCUGCGGGACAGCGCGGCGCCCGGACUCACGAGAUGGAACCCCACUGAGCUGGUGGGUUGGAAGAACCAAUGAAACACACACUUCCUGGGGAGGUUCUCUGCCUGAUGCUCAAAAGUGUACUUGUGGAUUAGAGGGGAACUGCAUUGAUUCUCAGUAUUACUGCAACUGUGAUGCUGGCCAGAAUGAAUGGACUAGUGACACAAUAGUCCUUUCCCAAAAGGAGCACCUCCCAGUCACUCAGAUUGUGAUGACAGACACAGGCCAACCACAUUCCGAAGCAGAUUAUACACUGGGGCCACUGCUCUGCCGCGGAGAUAAGUCAUUUUGGAAUUCAGCUUCCUUCAACACUGAGACUUCAUACCUUCAUUUCCCUGCUUUCCACGGAGAACUCACUGCUGACGUGUGCUUCUUUUUUAAGACCACAGUUUCCUCUGGGGUGUUUAUGGAGAACCUGGGGAUCACAGACUUCAUCAGGAUUGAGCUGCGGGCUCCCACAGAAGUGACAUUUUCCUUCGAUGUGGGGAAUGGACCUUGUGAGGUCACGGUGCAGUCACCCACUCCCUUUAAUGACAAUCAGUGGCACCACGUGAGGGCAGAGAGAAAUGUUAAAGGAGCGUCUCUUCAAGUUGAUCAGCUUCCUCAGAAGAUGCAGCCUGCCCCUGCUGAUGGGCACGUUCGUUUACAGCUCAACAGCCAGCUCUUCAUUGGUGGAACGGCCACCAGACAGAGAGGCUUUCUAGGAUGCAUUCGGUCUCUGCAGUUGAACGGGGUGGCCCUGGAUCUGGAAGAAAGAGCCACAGUGACGCCAGGAGUGGAGCCAGGGUGUGCAGGACACUGCAGCACCUAUGGACACUUGUGUCGCAAUGGAGGGAGAUGCAGAGAGAAACGCAGGGGGGUCACCUGUGACUGUGCCUUCUCAGCCUAUGAUGGACCGUUCUGCUCCAAUGAGAUUUCCGCAUAUUUCGCAACUGGCUCCUCAAUGACAUACCAUUUUCAAGAACAUUACACUUUAAGUGAAAACUCCAGCUCUCUCGUUUCUUCAUUACACAGAGAUGUAACAUUGACCAGAGAAAUGAUCACACUGAGCUUCCGAACCACACGAACUCCGAGCUUAUUGCUGUAUGUGAGCUCUUUCUAUGAGGAAUACCUUUCAGUUAUCCUCGCCAACAAUGGAAGUUUGCAGAUUAGGUACAAGCUAGAUAGACAUCAAAAUCCUGAUGCAUUUACCUUUGAUUUUAAAAACAUGGCUGAUGGGCAACUUCACCAAGUGAAGAUUAACAGAGAAGAAGCCGUGGUCAUGGUAGAGGUUAACCAGAGCGCAAAGAAACAAGUCAUCUUGUCCUCAGGGACAGAAUUCAACGCCGUCAAAUCUCUCAUAUUGGGAAAGGUUUUAGAGGCUGCCGGCGCGGACCCGGACACAAGGCGGGCGGCGACUAGUGGCUUCACUGGCUGCCUCUCGGCGGUGCGCUUCGGCUGCGCUGCUCCCCUGAAGGCGGCGCUGCGCCCCAGCGGCCCCUCCCGGGUCACCGUCCGCGGCCACGUGGCCCCUAUGGCCCGCUGCGCGGCGGGGGCGGCGUCCGGCUCCCCGGCGCGGGAACUGGCUCCCCGACUCGCGGGGGGCGCAGGUCGUUCUGGACCAGUGGAUGAGGGAGAGCCCUUGGUUAAUGCAGACAGAAGAGACUCUGCUGUCAUCGGAGGUGUGAUAGCAGUGGAGAUAUUUAUUUUGCUUUGCAUCACUGCCAUAGCCAUACGCAUCUAUCAACAGAGAAAGUUACGCAAAGAAAAUGAGUCAAAAGUCUCAAAAAAAGAAGAGUGCUAGGACAGCUCUAAACAGUGAGCUCGAUGUGCAAAACGCAGUCCAUGAAAACCAGAAAGAGUGAGUCUUCUGAUUGGCAGCUGUGGCUGUCUCUAUCAUCGUGACUGUGGACUUCCCUGCUGUUGCCAUCAGGGUGCACACAGCAGGUGCAGUGCUGUCACCUGGCUGAAGAUCUGCAGCCUCAGAGCCUCUGGGAGGUCCCUUUCUCCCUCGGUGAAACACAGUCCUCCACAUCAAUUUCCAAACAAUGAAUUAGGUAUGGCCAUUCAUCACUGUUCAGUAGUUUCCCCGUCCAAAGGCUCUCUUCCAAAACUGCAGUUUGAUCUGUGUUAAUAAUUGUGGGGUUUUAGAUGAGAAAAUGACUAUAAAGCUGUGGCCCUACUUUAUUUUUUAAAAAUGACAGAACUUUUGUUCAGAUGUAAAAGACAAAAUUGCACUUUAAUGUUUUUUGUUACUUGAAAACAUAUCUGGGAUCCCUUUUUUUGGUCCUCUGCUGAUAUUAUAAAACAAGAAAUGCUUCUUGGACUACCUUCACUGGCAUUUCCAUAGUCCUGGAAUCCAGAGCCAAGUGGCCUAUCUAAAAUUCACAGCCCUUUUAUUCUCCUGUGUGAUGGUUAAUACAACACAGUUGAAGCCUGGAAACACUACCAUUAUUUUUGGUGUAUUGCUUUUUCUAAUUGACUGUUUUUAAUGAUUUUGAUACAUUUUAAUGUUGAAAUUAAUAUUGAAUGUUAGCUAUGAAAUUUUAGUAUUGAAUUUUAUAAUGGAACAGAACAUUGGUAGGUAACAAGAUGCAAGAGGAUGUCAAUACAAGAUUGUCUGCCUGUUUUUCUUUGUAAUUUGUAAUUACAGUUUUUGUAACUUGUGAUUAUGUUUUUAACUAAAUUUACCACCAGAUACAAACACUACUUCUUACACAGAGUUAUCCUUUAUUUAUAUCAUUAAGACGUGAAUGAAACAUCAUCCUAACUUACUUCCCCAAGAUAUUGAGAGGUCAUAUCUGUUUUUCAUCAUUCAUUUCUUUUUCUAAAAGUUGUUACUGAUAUGCUUUUGAUUUCCUAUGACUCUAUUAUGUUGUACAGAACAUCUUUUCAAUUUAUUAAAAAAAAUAGCUUAACUGAAGAUCACUAAUUCCUUUUCUAAAUUUUGAACUGCUCUAGGCAUAAAUAUCAUUGUGUAUUAUCCUUUCAUCUAAUCACUUUUGGAAUGUAAACUGAAGGCUGUUCACUCCAAGUUAAGUUAACAUUUACAUGAUGUUUAUUAAAUCUGCCAGUCUGAUCAAAGGUUUAUGACCAUGGGGCCAAAUUCCCAUAGAUUACCCAAAAUUGAAUAUGUGCAGUUAACUGGAACAUGUCUCAUUAAGGUUUACAUACACACUAAGACAGCAAAGGAUUGGAAUUAACUUUAUGGAGACAGUUCCAGGGACUAAUAUUGAAGCAGUGGUUAUUUGAUAAUGCAUGGAACCACCAUUUGGAUUCAAUAAACCAAUUACAUAAAAGCAAUGAUGCUACGCUCUUCAUAUUCCAGAUACCAACUGCCUACCAAGGACUAAUGAGAUGGUAUAUUUCUUCCACAUCAGGGCAAGCUGAAAAUAUAUUGAUUCAGCGUUACUGUUAUGUAAAUGAAUUUCCAUCUUCUCAUAUGUGUUAUUUUUGAAAGAAUGAAUACACUCUCUGUCUUAAAUCCGCUCUUAACAAAUGAUCUCUUCUCAGAAUACUACAUCUGUAUUGAGAGUACAGACAGCCCAUUGGUCACUGCACCUUUUGCAAGACAGCGAAACGGAUGCAUCAAAUUGCAUUGAUACAUCAUCACCAUCAAUCUUUUGCACUGAUUUUUAGACUUAAUCUUCUUAUUUGAAAAUAAACUCAUUUUUAAAUAAAAUAAAAAAUAUUUUAGGGAAAGCUCUAUAAAAUUAAAAUUACAGAAUUAUAUGCUUUUUAAAAUUUAUGCAAAAAUGUGCAGACAAAUGUAUUCUGUAUUGGUUUAUGUAUCACUUUGCCCUUGUAUAUUUUGAGAUUAUUAAGAUUUGUUGACUUUUUUGGUUUGAUAUUUAUCAUCUGUUAAAUUUUUCCUUUUAAAUUAUUAAAUGCAAAGUGCAAGAAAAAGAGAUAAAUAUUUACUGAUUGCUAGAUGUAAAAAUAUCUAUGAAUAUAUAUAUUUAAACUUCUGCCAGAGAGCAACCAUCUGACAGUCAACUUACUAAAAUCUAAAUUGAGUACUUUUUACUGUUGCAGAGAAUUAAGUCACUAAACGUUAUUUAGAUAUAUAGAUGCUAGUUGCAAGUAACACCCUUUUGUAAUAUAAAAGUAAAAGCAUAAUAAUUUCCCAACUUUUGUCUUCAAAUUAAAAAAGAAAAUAGCAUAUAAUUACCAUUCUUCAUUUGAGAAAGCUGAAGAUUCUGAUGCUUAAAAACUUCAGAAUUCUAAUAUUAAAAAUAGAGUGGUUCAUGUGACAUUGAAGGCUUAUCUCUGUAAAAUAGUGACACUGGUGAGUGGUAUUAUCUCAAUAUUUUUGUCCAAAUUCACCUUAGGAAGUCACUGUAAAUCUUCAUUGUUUCCUAAAAGUCAUUAUUACGGCAUAAACUUAACAUACUUUGAUAGUAGUUAGUACUGAUACGUGACAUAUUCUACCCCGUGUCUCUGUUACUCUGUCUCUAUUACUGUGAAAAGUCACAGUAAAUUUAACAUUUUCUUCCAGACUGUGUAUGAUCUUUCAUUGUAAUAGAGACAUGGAGUAGGAUAAGUCAUGUAUUAACAUAUAAGAUUUUUUUAACCUGCUCCCUCAGUUUUAUAGAUGAGACAAAGAUAAGGUUGUAAGAGCUAAUCUCUUCAAGUAGGCAGUACUAGUAAGUUGUCAUGCGUGGACUGAACUCCUGGCACUUCUUUCUCUUAACUUCAAUCCAUAGAGAAGCCCACCUUCCUGCCUUCCCAGUAUUAUUUAGCAGAGGAGAAAAUCAUAUUAGGCUGUUUGAUACUCUGUUUGCCUAGACUGAUCAAUAAUUCUGGAUCUUUGUUCACAUCUUCUCUGAAAGAAUAUUUGAUGGGAAAUCUUUUUUAUUUUUUAAUUUUUGUGUACAUACUAGGUGCAUAUAUUUAUGGAGUACAUGAAAUGUUUUGAUACAGGCAUGCACUGUGAAAUAAGCACAUCAUGGAGAAUGGGGUAUCCAUCCCCUCAACAUUUAUCCUUUGUGUUACAAACAACCUGAUUACACUCUGUAUUUUAAAAUAUGCAGUUAAGUUUUUAUUGACUAUAGUCACCCUAUUGUGCUAUCAUAUAGUAAGUUUUACUCAUUCUUUCUACUUUUUUUGUACCCAUUAACCUAUCCCCACCUCUGCCCCACCAUUAUCUCAGCUGUCUACUACUUUUUUCAGCCUUUACUAACCAUCCUUCUACUCUAUAUCCAUGAGUUCCGUUGUUUUGGUUUUUAGAUCCCACAAAUAAAUGAGAACAUGGCAA